Messenger RNA from Tremella mesenterica DSM 1558, 990 nucleotides. RefSeq lists its product as uncharacterized. NCBI's taxonomy places the organism in Eukaryota, Fungi, Basidiomycota, Tremellomycetes, Tremellales, Tremellaceae. The coding region runs from base 1 to 990 and encodes 329 amino acids. The record is from RefSeq and is a predicted model, not a curated record. The transcript has 6 exons.
AUGCCACGCUUACAAAUCCUCCAACAUAAAUCCUAUCAUCCUUACCUGGAGAAGAACAAGCAGCGCGUGAGAGAAGAUGAAGCCAAGGCAGCUGCUGCAGAGUUGGAACAAGAGCAAAAGCGGAUAGACAAGGACUCCACCGCCCGUCUGGACUACUUGCGGCGAAGGGCCGGUUCUCCAACCUUUGCUGUCGACCCUUCCGCCGCCACUGGUCUUUCAACAGGGUUGGAAGAGGACAUUCUCCCCUCCACUUCAACUCAUAACGACAAAGGAGAAUCUUUGCUCGAACGGCAUAGGAAGAAAAAGGCUCAGGAAGAAAAACGUGAACGAAAGAAACGGGAGAGAUUGGAUUUUGAUUUCCCUAAGCCUGAGGAUGGUCGUGAUGAAUGGACGAGAAAGAGAGAUGAUGAUGGGAAUGGAGAUUGGAGAUGGGAUAAAAAUGGUCAUAUCAAUUUCUUCACCGAUUUGGAGCAGGUAAGUAGACCAUAUAAAGAGCGACCGACUUUGACGGAAAUAGCUAAGAAAAAGCAAAAAGAAAAGGAAGAUCCAUUUACUAUGUAUCUCGCCAGACCAGAGAGGGAAACUAAGCCGUGGUAUACGGACAAGGAGUUUAAGCGUGUAGAAGAUAAAGAGACGGGUGAAGAGGCCGAGCAACGUCGUGCUAGGGAUAAACGAAAAGAUGUACGUAGCAAACAUCGCCAUGAUCCACUCUCCUUAGUCGACUCUCUACUCUCUUCACAACCUAAACCUCAUCCCACUACCAACAAUAGACCAUCGAUCGGACGCCAAGCCGAAAGGGGAAUGUCGGAACGUGAGAGAGCUAUGGCCAUGUUGGCGCAAUCCAAAGGUGGUAGUCAGAAAUGGGACGAUACGCCCUCGAGCGUCGGAGGAACGUGGGGGGAUCGUCUGGAGCGUGAGAAGGAUAGGGCGGGAACAUUCUUUGCCAAAACGGAGACUCCGAGAUGGGGAGGGAAAAGUUGGGAAGUGUGA